AUGAGCUUGCAUACCAUCGGUGGUGAGCGUUUGUCAAAGCCUUUUGAUGUCAAUGGACAACAUUGGCUUGCUAUUCGUGACCACGUGCGCACAGUUAGCCUGGCACGAGCGCUGAGCAUCAACCCAGCCGACCGACAGAAUGUUCCCAAUCAAAACUGGGUAGUAUCGUUCCUGUCUGGCUGUUCAAAGUUGGAGUCGUUGCAUAUGAACAAAGUGGAGCCUAACUGGCCCUUCUUCAGACUGAACUUCGACAGCCUUCGCAAUAUAACUUUGAAGAACGUGCGUGCUCCGGGUAUCGGCUUUCACAACUUUAUUGUACAGAAUGCGGGCCUUCUUGAAACCAUCAUAUGCAAUUAUGUCAUCUUGAAACGCGAAGUCGAGGGCAUGUUAUACGAUCUAUGGUAUCGGGACGUCAACCCCAGAGCUGUAUCUUGGCUCAAGGUCGUCGACAUUCUGGGCAGCAUUCCUUAUCUGAAGAAAUGCCACUUGUCCGAGCUGAUUCAGAUGGAAAUUUCGCCAGUUUAG
This is a messenger RNA of Plenodomus lingam JN3, 525 nucleotides long. RefSeq lists its product as uncharacterized. Lineage: Eukaryota; Fungi; Ascomycota; Dothideomycetes; Pleosporales; Leptosphaeriaceae. The record is from RefSeq and is a predicted model, not a curated record.